AUGCAGCAGCCACAGGGUGUCGAUGCGGGCUCGAACUACAACAGCAAGAUGGGCCAGAAGACCAUCGUGCGCGUUCGUGCCAACGCCAAGGCCGUCGAGAGACAGGAGAAGAUCUUCACGAACUGGAUCAACUUCAUAUUGAGGCAGCGCGGCCUUCAGAUCUCGAGCGUGCUCAGCGACCUCGAUGACGGCCUCAUCCUCAUCCAGCUGGCCGAGAUCCUCAUCGGUAAGACCGUCGCCGCCUACGAGAGGAACCCCAAGCUCAUGGCUCAGAGACUGUCCAACAUCUCCAUCGCCCUCAAGUUCUUCUCUGACAACCACGUCAGGUGUACUGUCGGCCCCAAGUGUACCAAUGACGAGAAGACGAUUCUCGGGUUCAUCUGGCUUCUCAUCCGUCAGUUCCAGCUCAAGAGCUCCACCGAUUCGGUGGCCGCCGGCCGACUCUCGUCAGCUCGCGACGAGGACCUGGACGUGCUGGAGAGGGAACUGAGGAGGGCCAUGGAGGCCGCUCAGCAGAAGCCCGCCGAGCAGCCGGCUGCACCCCCCGCGGCCGCCGUUGCCGUGGUCGAUUCGGAGAAGAAGGUGCAGCGCGAGAGGACGAAAGAGAAGCCCGUCAUCAAGGACGGCACGCAUUCGACCGUCGUGUCGGAGUCGCUCAAGGGAACCAAGUUCAGGGUGAAGCAGGCACAGCUGGAGGACAGGUGCAGCAAGUGCUCCCAACUCAUCUCCGACGAAACUAUGAUCCAGGUCGACUCGGGCGCAAACUACCACAUGAGCUGCUUCACAUGCUCGGCGUGCUCGGCGGCGUUCGACGACGUCUACUGGGAACACGACGGCAAGGCCCUGUGCGAAAAGCACUACCUGCAGACGGCCGGAAAGGAGUGCGUCAAGUGUUCGGAGCUGAUCAGUGGCCCACUGGUCAAGGCGAUGCACCAGAACUGGCACUACUCCUGCUUCGUGUGCACGACCUGCCAGAAGCCCUUCGAGGGCGACUACUGCACCAUCUCCAACGCGCCCUACUGCAAACAGGACUACUACAGGAAGAAGGGGUGGCUGUGCGCCAAGUGUGACAAGGUGGUGGGCAAGGGAGACAAAUCGGCGCUGGGCAAGGCGUGGCACAAGGGGUGCUUUGUGUGCACCACGUGCGAUCAACCCUUCGGCUCGGCCGGCUUCUUCAACCUGGGCGGCAGGCCAUACUGCCCCGUCCACUACAGAGAGAAGAACACCGCGGCCGGCCUCACAGCUUCCGGCAGCCGCCCCGCGGUCACCGCCACCAGCAGCAACUAA
Molecule: messenger RNA, 1287 nt
Organism: Acanthamoeba castellanii str. Neff
Lineage: Eukaryota; Discosea; Longamoebia; Acanthamoebidae
Exons: 10
Coding region: 1-1287 (428 amino acids)
Cellular component (GO): nucleus; Z disc
Molecular function (GO): protein binding; transcription coregulator activity
Source: RefSeq, a predicted model, not a curated record